AUGAACCUUAUUCGAUCCACCUGCGAUCGUUGCUACGCCGCCAAAACGCGGUGCACCAAGGAUGCCUCGUCCAACCAGUGCCAGAAGUGCGUACGGUCAAGCGCAGUCUGCAACUACAGUCCGCGCGGCCACGCUGGCCGUCCGCUCGGUCGCGGGACAGGCCAGUCAAGCUCGCCCAGCCAACGCCAAACCCUAGCCAUGAGCACUGACGAACCAUUCAUCACCCUGCCUCCGUCUACCGCUUGUAGCAUAGACCUCUUCAGCAACCUCCACUCCGACGAGAACACUGCCGCCUACUUGUGGGACCACCCGCCCUUGCUAGAAGACUACGGACAGUCUUAUUUGCCCAUCGGUGAGGCGAUACACAGUGGUACGCUUACGACACCAACCGCAAGCUCAAAUGCUGCCACCGACUUGUUCUCGUCCUUGGGGGCCGACAGCCCCCACCGCUCCAGCAGCGGCACACACCAUGACACCCAUUCUAGCAGCGAGGCGCCUUCUGCCGCCGCUUCGAUCAAGAGCGAGAGCCUGCACAGCCGGCUCGUAGUCACACACACCGAGCUCAUCGCCUUGUCUGAGUCGCUCGCCGUGUCCUUCAGCAUGACCGACGACAUGGGGGUCAUCUACAGGCUUAGCGCCGAGAUGACCGGGAUACUUCAGCGCCUCAAGGAGAAUGGGCCAUGCUACCCGCCGAUGCCGAUUGCCAAGUGCCACGGCAUGACGUCUCUGCUCAUACUGGGCUGCUACAGCUAUCUUCUCGAGGCCUAUGAAUUUUCCAUGGCGAAGCUGCGACACGAGCUGCGAGACACAGGUAGUCCCACCGCGAUGCUGCAGCAGCAGCGACAGCAGCGGGCUGCGUCACCCGAAGAAGCCCCGCAAAUCAACAUUGGAGGCAUCCGGCUGCAGGUAUCGAGAAAGUCGGCCGCCGAAAUCCACCUGCAGCUCGUCUCCCAGACGGCCCAGAAUCUCCGCGAGUCGCUCCGGCAGUUCGUAAAGCACACGGCAGCCCCACGCUGCUCCAUGGACCUGGACACCGUCGACGACAGUCCGGCAUCGAACCGUACCGGGGGCGGUGCCGGGGAGACGGGCCGCGGCGACAGCAUUGAAAUUCUAACAACAAUGGCCCAGCGGGAGUUGCGGCGACGAGAAGAUGGCAUUUUCCAAUACGUAAAUGAGAGCGCCGCCAAGAAAACAAGGUGA
Messenger RNA from Penicillium arizonense, 1200 nucleotides. Its product is annotated as Zn(II)2Cys6 transcription factor domain-containing protein. The transcript has 2 exons. The record is from RefSeq and is a predicted model, not a curated record. Gene Ontology annotation, biological process: regulation of DNA-templated transcription. Gene Ontology annotation, molecular function: zinc ion binding; DNA-binding transcription factor activity, RNA polymerase II-specific. Lineage: Eukaryota; Fungi; Ascomycota; Eurotiomycetes; Eurotiales; Aspergillaceae. The coding region runs from base 1 to 1200 and encodes 399 amino acids.